UAGGCUUAGUUAACGUUUUGUCCUAGAUCUGUAGCCUACUAUGAUUCAAAUAAUAAUGAAACAGUUUUAAAUAACAUUUUAAAUCGUAAGGUUUUUAUUUUCUUUAUUUUAUUAGGAUGUCAGAAAUGUUGAUGUGAGGAAAAUUUACAUUUGCUGAACGGGUUGACAUUAUGACCCGUUACCAUAUUGUAUAUUUUGGUGGCUGAUUAUUAUUAUUAUUUGUAUAAUUUUUUUGGAAGUGAAAUAUAAAUUUAUAAUGUGGAGCGGAUCUACACUCAAGUUUCUCUUCUCAUUCUUCGGUGUAUUAGCUGCGAUUAAAGUUCAGUCUGCCUCAGAAGAGCUGUGUCCUCGACAAGAGCCCCUUCCUGGAGUUUUGGUCUUGAAGUUAGGAAGCAAUGUUGUGCUUGGCUGCAGAGGCGGUGUCUCUGUGGACGGUGUGCCGUUGGCUUCAGCCAGUGUCACAAAUAAAAAAUACAGAAACAAGCAGACAGAAGACAUCACUGUCAGCUGGACAUCCCAAACAGGUGAUGCUAAUGCUACACAGCUAACCAGUAUGAAGGGAAAUGUUACAACUGAGACAUACCAAAAGUUUGAUUCUGGUAUGUAUUCCAAAGCUAAAGGGGACACAACAGUUACAGUUACAGUUAAACCACCUGUAACCAUAAGAAAGGAACAAAGCACUUCUAGACGUGUUUUGCGUGCUGUCAGUCAAACUACUGGAAAGGAGGAAGAGGUCUUUGAUAUCACCAUGGGGACGGAUUUUCAUCAGGACUAUGAUUAUGAAGAGGAAAGGUCCAGGGUGACAAGAGGCAUCAAAAAGCGAACACGCUGGACUCUCAAUGGAUGACAAUUGCAUUCCGGCGUGGAAAGGGGGGGGAUUUUAAGACGGCCACAUCUCAGCUGGGCAGAUGCUGGGAAUUACAGCUGCUACAGAGGAGAGAGACUAAUUUCCACAUUCAGAAUCAGCGUAGGGGUGCCCCCAGAGAGACCCACUGUCUACUGCUACAAGAAGUUUCACACCAGUAAAGUCCGCUGUGAUUGGACAUCCAAAAAUCCAGUAACCCCAAGGCCACUGUGUUACCUCCUUCUUAUUAGAGAAUUGUUUGGUAACGUCACUCACGUGCCUUGUUCAUUCUCCCGCUCCCGCUGUUGGUGUGCUUUUUACGUGGAGGAGGGUGACAGAGCUCUCCAUGUGGCAAAACUGUGUGUGUCUAACACAGCAGGCAAUGCCACGAGCCCUUACCUCAGCUUCAAGCUUCAUGACAUCAUUAAGCCAGACCCUCCGACCAGGGUGGUGGUGAGAGCAGUUGAGGGCCAGAAGCAUAUGCUUAAAGUAUCCUGGUCUUAUCCCAGUUCCUGGAAGCAUGGCUUCUAUGCCCUGCAUUUCCAGCUGAGAUACCGAUCACAACUCGCAGAGCAGUACCAGUCAGUGCUGAUAUAUGACAGGAUGGACAGACACGUGUCCUGGACAAUUUAUGAUGCUCUGCCACACACUCAGUAUGAAGUGCAGCUCCGGGCCAAGGAUGAGUUUGACGGCGUCUGGAGUGACUGGACUGACACUGUCUAUGCAGUCAGUUGGACAGCUCCUGAGAUGACUACUACCUCUGAGAGCAUUACUAUGGAGCCCUUUGAGAUGUUUCCUGAAGGUUCAGGAGGAUCUGGAGAAGACCCUGGUGUAGGUUCAGUGGCAAUAGAUGGAGCUGAUGAUACUGAAUAUGCUACAGUGUGGCUGUGUGUGUCAUGCGUUUUUGGGCUGUGUUUUCUUGUAGUCCUCACCAUGCUCACAGUCUAUUUACUCAGGUAUAGGCUGCAUUUCAUGUCUAGAACAGGAAAACAGACUUUGCCCUUUGCAUUCCUCCUUCAUUCCCCUCGGCCUCCUGCUCCCUCCAAGCAGCUUCCAGAGGAGGGAAAGUCUCUGAUGUCUCCUCCAAAACACAGCCAGCAACACGUUCUUCCUGUUUAGCAAGAGGAGCAGGAGGGCAUUCAUCUGCAUAACAUGGAUUAUUUCCUGUCUCCAAGGACAGAGGGUGUGCCGUGGACAAUAGGCAGACAUGAGUAAACAGAAGAAACCCCACUGUAGUGGAUACAGUGAGACUGACUAAGAUUCACACACUGUUUUUAUGUGAUUCAGUAGCCUAACAGUAUUAUGAGUGUGAAAAGUCAAUGUUGUGUCAUCUUGGGCUACAUUUCAUCUGUUAUAUUAUUGAUAUUUUUGACUACUUUCAAAACCAUUUGUAAAUAAGGAUUUUUUUAACAGUAUGAGUAUUACUUAACAGUAAUCACAUGCUAGUUUACUCCAGGGAGAGGAUACAAAUGUGAAAAUGGUAUAGAAUAAUGAAUAAUGUGCAGUGUUUCAUGAUUUCUUGUUUAUACAGAGUGAAAUAUGCUGAACGAUAUUUCAGUUUCAGUUUGUUUGUACAUUGCUUUUUAAAAUACAUAUGGUUCCAAAGUGGCCGUAAAAAGAAUAGUGACUUAGAAACUCCAAAGAGUUUAAAGGUGACACUGAAAAGAAAACGCCCUAAGAUGGUUAUGUGGGAUAAGGAAGAAGGAACAAUGGCCUUCUUUUUUAAAUGUCCAUAGCCAAAUAUAAUCUAGCCAUGUUAAAUGGCAAGAGCCAGAAAUCUUAUACAAUUGGGGCCAGGGACCCCUAGAAUCAUCACCACCUUUCGCCUGCUAGCGAUGGCCCUGCUUCUGCAGUCUGCACAAUGAAACUGAAAUUCUAAUGUGGUAAACGUUUUUGUCUCUUAGGACUUCUUUUUUUUUACUGAUCUUGUUCUCUGCUGUUAUAUUAGAUUUACAUAUUGAUAACCCUGAAUGGUAUCAGAGGUAUUGUGGGAUUACAAAUUUAAGA
Sinocyclocheilus grahami is the source of this 2851-nucleotide messenger RNA. RefSeq names its product interleukin-6 receptor subunit alpha-like. The transcript has 10 exons. Lineage: Eukaryota; Metazoa; Chordata; Actinopteri; Cypriniformes; Cyprinidae. Gene Ontology annotation, cellular component: external side of plasma membrane; membrane. Gene Ontology annotation, molecular function: cytokine receptor activity; protein binding. Gene Ontology annotation, biological process: cytokine-mediated signaling pathway; immunoglobulin mediated immune response. The record is from RefSeq and is a predicted model, not a curated record.